AUGGAUUCCUCUGCGCCACAAUGCCCUCAAGCAACACGCGGUGCUGCAGAGGCAGCGGAGGCACCAACAGGUGACUUCGCAUCUUCGCACUCAGGAGUAUCUUCCCCAAAGCGGCCGCAACAACAACAACAGCAGCAACAGCAGCAACAGCAUCAGCAACAGCAACAGCAACAGCAGCAUCAGCAACAGCAACAGCAGCAACAGCAGCAACAGCAACAGCAACAACAGCAACAACAACAGCAACAGCAACAGCAGCAGCAGCAGCAGCAGCAGCAGCAACAGCAGCAACCCCUCCUUCUCCAGCCUCGUAAGUGUGGCAUUGUGGAAUAUCUGACGCGAUUCGACUCGACGCAAGCGCCCACUGGGCAGGAGCAGUUCGCGGAAUUGCCGUCUGAUGAGUGUCACUUGAAGGCGCUUUCCUCCAUUGUUGGUUUUAGAGGGGCGGUUAAGGCCCUUUUUGAGGAUUUUCAGGUGUACGAAGACCCCCUGCUUCCCCCCGACACAACGCGAGCAGCAGCAGCAUCACCACCAAGCAGCUGCAGCAGCGGCAACAACAACAAAUCCUCCCCCUUGCGUCUGACAGCCAUGCUCGAUGCGGAGCGGCUGCAGUGGAGGCGCAAGGAGCAGCACAGGCUGCUGAGAGGGGAAGGCCUUAUUGGAUCUUCCUUCACUCUGCCUUCCGCCUCUGGAGGAGCUGCGGCUGCAAGAACGACACCCACUGGAACGGCAGCACCCAGUGCAGCAGCAAGUGCGCUGAGCGUCGGCGAUCGCGUCAACAUCCAGUCCUUCGUGAGAACGCUUGCCUUCUCCCUUCCCUCCCUCGUCGCCGCCGCCGCUGCACACAGCCGCGAUAAAAUGGAUUCCACGAAAAGCCUCGCGAAUCCUCUGACAGUCGCAGACGCAGAUCUCAGAGGGGGGAACGACAACGGCAUGCACGGCGGGGAAGGCAGCCUUGAUGGCAGCAGAGCCGCGCCGGUCGGCGAUAAUAGCAGUCGUGUGGCAGACGCGGCAGCGACGGCUUUCACUCUGCCUGAGCUGUGGCUGUUAGGCAACGUAGCGGAAGCGAUCCAGGCUGCAGCAGCUGCUGCUCUUGCUGCACUUUUACCGGCGAGUAGAGCAGGAGCACCCAGUAAGGGCUGCUCGACAGACGCAGUCGUUGCCGAAGCAGAGAGCUGCGAUGGCGUACCCACGAAGGUUGCCGCUGCCAUUGAGGCUCACUUAUCGGUAGCUGUCAGCAGCGGCGGCGGCAGCACGUGGACUGUCUCUCCAGCAGGGUUGGAAUCGCUCUACAAGCAGCAACGACAGGCUUGCCACAACGCUGUGAGGCGGCUGCUGCCGUUCACCGUUUCUUCGGCUGCUUCUUUGACUGCCGCUGCUGCUUGCGGCGUUCUCGCUGGUGGAGAGGCGUCUCCGACAAAUGUAGGGCUCCUUCAGCACGCGAUGACUGCCGCUGCCGAGCUCAACGCGAAGGCUGCUGCAGCGCCUAACGAUGCUGGUAAGGCAGCUGCUGCCUGUCUGCCGCUUGUCUCUCUCGAGGAUAACUGGAGGCAGCAGCAGCAGGCUCUGCUGCAGCUGCAGCUGGAGCAGCUCGAGCAACAGAAGCUGCUGCAACGAGAAGGCGACUCGAUAGGAGCUGCCGUGGCAGGGGCAGUUGCUGCAGUUGCUCGAGCCGCCGCUGCUGCGCCUCCGCAGCAGCUCGUUCGCUUGACGCUGCAGCCUCAGUGCCUUGUCUUUCUCUUCAAGAGGCAUGGUGUCUCCAGGCAGCAGCUGCACCAGCACCGACAAGAACUGCAGAAAAAUAGCAGCAGCGGCGAUAGCAGCAGCAUCAAGAAAUGCAAAGCUAGUGGCGGCAUUCUCGAGGCAGCCGCAGCAGCUGCAGAGAACGCUCUCGGGAGUCAACGACGCUUCUUCAACGACGCCUCUCUAGUAGGCACUGAUCUCCCCCAGUACGAUCAUGACCAGGCAGCACCUUGCAAGGUCCGUCGGUACUGCUAUGUGCUGCUGCACAAACAGAAUAGAGACACUGCAGCUGCGCUGCAUUGCCUCUCGCGCUGCUUGGGAAAGCCGCCUUUCUCGUUCAGUGCCGCAGGAACUAAAGACCGCCGCGCAAUCACCACCCAACUCAUCUCUAUAGAACGUGCGACGCGGCAGCAAGUGGAAGAAGCCGCGCUGCAUGCUUUCUAUGACAGAAAUCUGAGCCUGCAAUUCAUUGGAUAUGCGGACGAACCCCUGCACUUGGGGAGGCUCAAGGGCAAUUUUUUCCAACUGGUCAUUCGCAAUGUGCGGCCUCUCCUCGGCAACAGCGACGACAACUGCACAACCAGCAAGAGGGAGGGUGAGGGCGCCCGUGCCAUUCCAGUUUCUGCCGUGCAUGCGCUGCAUGCGUUUGUAACGGACCGCAUGCACUCUCUUUCGACCAUGGGCUUCCUGAACUACUAUGGCCUGCAGCGCUUCGGAGCCCAAGAGGCAACAACCGCAGCAGUUGGCGCAUGUCUGCUUCGGAGAGACUAUGCGGCAGCAGUCAGGACGAUCCUUAAAAGCAAGCUUAGGGAGGCGCAGGAUGCUCUGCAGCAGCACCAGCAGCAGAUGCAGGAAGCUCUCCGCAAGAAGCAGGACCAGCUGCAGCAAGGCGAAGGCACCUCAGAAGCUGCAGAAGGCACCAUCGCCACAUCUAGCCUCUGUACCAACAGCAACGGAUCCGCAACGCCGGAACGAGACGGCCCGCUGCUGCAGUGCAGCCGGUCCGAAUCGUUAGAGGAGCGACUUUUGGAAGCACUGCUCAGGGGGGCUUCCUACGCCGAGGCGCUGCAGCAGCUGCCGCACGCAAGCCUCCUGAUGUACCUGCAUGCAGCGCAGGCUCUGGUGUUCAAUCAGCUUCUGUCUUACAGGUGGCGGCGGUACGGCUGCCGCGUCAUCCCCGGCGACCUAGUGCUGCAGAAGCCUCAAGGAAGUCUAUUGAAGCCAGAGUGUUACCAGCAGAGCGACGAACAAGGCCGCCUCCAUGCGACAGACAGCGAGGCUUUCGUCUGCGCCGCGUCACCCGCUGACUUGCUGCAGUUUGGGGAGGACGCCGAGAGCCUCGAAGGGGUCCCCUGUUCGCGGCAGUCCGUUCCUCCUGUAAGAGUAGUCAGCACUGCUGCAGAAGCGGCAGCCGUGGGCAUCCACGAAGUCGUGCUGCCGCUCCUGGGUAGCAGCAGCUCGGCGGUACCUGAGUAUCUCAAAGAGCCGCUGGAAGACAUUUGUAAGACGCACCUUGGCCUCACGGUGAAAGACUUCUUACAGCCUCCCGUCACUGGCGCUGGUGGCAGACGGCAGCAGCAGAAGCAGCGAGGGGGCUGCGACAACCGCAGGAGGCCCUUCAGAGGCAUUCCGGCGGGCAGAAUAGUGCAGCUGCUGCAGCAGGAAGACAACGCAGCCACGCACGAGAACCUCCGCUUCAGUCUGCCCGGGGGAUUUCGCCGUAUUGUCGCUGCCGCAACUGCGUGCAGCUGGCAGCUCGCCAUCUCUGGGACGGCGGCAGCGGAACCCCCUGCCGCACUGCUGCUCAGCGACGUGGACGUGCUCAAGGAAAGGAUACGCGCGGAGAAGAGGAAUGAGGAGGAGCAGCAGCAGCAGCGCCUGCAGCAGGACAGAGGCGAAGACGCUAGGCAGCGCGGCGAGGAGGGAGAGCAUCAGCAUGGACAGGAAAAACAGGAACAAAAGACAGAUCGCCUUGCAGCUUCAAAGCGGCUGCACUGUAUAUCCCUUGACGAUCCACUAGACGCAAGCAGGAUCCGCGAUUUCAGGGGGAAGGAGCCGCGCACAUUGGCGCUAAGUGAGCUGGCUGCAGAAGGCGACCCCUCGUGCACCAGUCGUAUUAGCGGAGGGGCGGAUGAAAGCAGCAUUGUCAUCGUGGACGAACAGAGGAAGGCGAGCAAUCUCAGUCUCGUUGUAAGGCUGCAUCUGCCUCCGGGGGUGUACUGCACAAUGGCGCUUAGGGAGCUGAUGCACGUCGACUUGCCGGAGGGGCCUGUGGACUGGAGGGGUUUUUGA
Messenger RNA from Cyclospora cayetanensis, 4032 nucleotides. RefSeq lists its product as uncharacterized. Gene Ontology annotation, biological process: pseudouridine synthesis. Gene Ontology annotation, molecular function: RNA binding; pseudouridine synthase activity. The coding region runs from base 1 to 4032 and encodes 1343 amino acids. The record is from RefSeq and is a predicted model, not a curated record. Gene Ontology annotation, cellular component: nucleus. The transcript is spliced from 5 exons. Lineage: Eukaryota; Apicomplexa; Conoidasida; Eucoccidiorida; Eimeriidae.